Messenger RNA from Manihot esculenta (cassava), 1593 nucleotides. RefSeq lists its product as uncharacterized. Bases 156 to 1109 code for a protein of 317 amino acids. Lineage: Eukaryota; Viridiplantae; Streptophyta; Magnoliopsida; Malpighiales; Euphorbiaceae. The transcript has a single exon. The record is from RefSeq and is a predicted model, not a curated record.
CACAGUAAGCUUGUCCCUCUCUUUCUUGGCUUCUCUUAUUGCAGUUCCUUAGAGUGAUUCUCCAAGUUAUUUAUGGUAACUUUGUUGGUUUGUAGCUAGUUUUGAUAUAUUGCUUUGUGCAUUUUAAGCAGUAUUGAUUUGAUUUGGUGACAAAGAUGAAAUCUUUGAGUAGUGUAGGACUUGGUUUGAGUAUAGUUUUCGGUUGCCUGCUAUUGGCUCUUGUUGCUGAGCUUUACUACUUGCUAUGGUGGAAGAGAAGAUUCACCAAUAGAGAGAUUGGAGAUGAGUACAGUAACCCAGCAAGAGAGCUUUUUUACUUGUUCUGUCUGAAAAAGCCAUCUUCUUUAAGACACUCUCAAGAACUAUGCUCUUCAGUGAGAAUCACAGACGCUCUUGUCCCCCAUGAGCAAGAUUCUCAGCUUCAUAGUACAAGCAAAGAGUUUCUGUUCAAGCCCUUUGGCGAUGAUCCUAUGGACACAGAGCUUAUGAGGCUGAAUAGUCUCUCAGGUCCGCCGAGGUUUCUCUUCACCAUUAUUGAAGAAACAAAGGAAGAUUUAGAGUCUGAAGAUGGCAAGUCUAGAGGUGACAACAAGAGUGCAAAAGGUUCAAGAAGUAGAAGCUUGAGUGAUUUGCUUCUCAAUUUAGAAACUCCAUAUCUAACCCCUCUUGCUUCCCCGCCAUUUUUCACACCUCCUCUUACUCCAUUGGACGCUGGCUACGGCCAGAGUAGAUUCAACCAUCUCUUUGAAUCAGCAGCAGAUGCAGAGUUUAACAAGGUAAGAUCAUCACCACCACCAAAAUUCAAGUUCUUGCAGGAUGCAGAGGAGAAACUAUACAGAAGAAAACAGAUGGAAGAAGCAGAGAAAAAGGUCCAGAAGAAUGAUGGGUUUGAUCUAGAUGAUGCAAAAAAGGCUGCUACAUCAAAGUUUCUGAAAGAUGAGGAAGAUGGAUCCUUUAUCACCAUCUUUGUUGAUAAGAACAAAGAAAAAGAGCUUAAUAAUCAAAAUCACCUUCCACAGUACCAUUCAAGCACUUCACAGAUACUUCCUCUUGCUUCUUCACCUUUAAGAUUCACAUCAGCAGCCAAUAAAAGUCCCAUCUUCCAUUAAUGCUUAUCAUUCAUGAUCAAUUAACAUAUAAUCAAGAGGUGUUUCCAUUUUUCACUAUUCACUUUCAAUUAUAUUAGAUAUUAAUUUUGAUUUAGGAUUUUCCCUUUUUCUUUUCUUUUCUUUUCUUUUUUCUUUAAUAUCUGCUGGGAUGUUUGGAGAUGGUGAUUAAAGGUGAAACCUGCAAAACACUCGUGAAACGUUUUGUCAAAAAAUUUCAAGUGGAGAGGAGAACAAUUUCUGCUAUCUCUAACUUUUGAAACUUGAAAGGUGAGCAAGAGCAAGUGGUGGACUUGUGGGGUUGCUUUGUUUUAUUCAAUCUCCAUGUCUCCCUGAGCUGUCUUGUACAUGUAAUCAUUCUGCUGAGUGACUGUACUACUGCUGUUUUUGUCCACAGGAGCACUGUAAAAAAAAUUAUUUCAAGACCAAAAGCAACUGCUUUUGUUCUUUUUUCUUUUUUGUUGAAUUAAACUAACAUUAUUGCGAA